UUGCCCAGCUCCCUCCUCCCUACUUUAAUGCUAGCUAAGAUGGUGGUUUGAGCGUAAAUUGCCUCCACAAUACUAAGAAAAGAAAGGGGCAAAACAUCUUUACAGCCUUUUAAUCACAACAGAACAACAUAACUGCGGUUAUCUUAAGUGACCGGUUAUAGAAAUUUUGACAUUUCAGACACAUUGGCUCGCAGUCCCCGCCCAAUUUGGUGUGACUCCCUUGGAGUGGAAUCCUAAGCUAAAUACGGACAGGCCCUGUGCUCUGGGACCAGCUUCAACACUCACCCUCGCCAUACCAUAGGAUGUCCCACAGCCCUGAACUGAAGGACGACCCCAUGGAGUGCCCUCUGUGUAUGGAGCCGCUGGAGAUUGAUGACGUCAACUUCUUCCCCUGUACCUGCGGCUAUCAGAUCUGCCGCUUCUGUUGGCAUCGCAUCCGCACAGAUGAGAACGGCCUGUGCCCCGCCUGCAGAAAGCCGUACCCAGAGGACCCCGCUGUGUACAAGCCUCUCUCACAGGAGGAGAUCCAAAGGAUAAAGAACGAAAAGAAGCAGAAACAGAACGAGAAGAAGCAGAAGGUGACAGAAAACCGAAAGCAUCUGGCCAGUGUCAGAGUGGUCCAGAGAAACCUUGUGUUCGUGGUGGGGCUCUCACAGCGACUCGCCGACCCGGAGGUCCUAAAACGACCAGAAUAUUUUGGGAGGUUUGGGAAAAUCCAUAAAGUGGUCAUCAACAAUAGCACAUCCUACGCAGGUUCACAGGGGCCAAGUGCCAGCGCUUAUGUCACUUACAUCCGCUCUGAAGAUGCUUUAAGAGCAAUACAGUGUGUGAACAAUGUGGUUGUUGAUGGCAGAACCCUCAAGGCUUCUUUAGGCACAACAAAGUACUGCAGUUACUUCCUUAAAAGUAUGCAGUGUCCCAAACCUGAUUGUAUGUAUCUACAUGAGCUCGGGGAUGAAGCGGCUAGCUUUACUAAAGAGGAAAUGCAGGCAGGGAAACAUCAAGAGUAUGAGCAGAAACUCCUCCAAGACCUCUAUAAAAUUAACCCUAGCUUUCUACAACCUCCAGCAUGUGGAACAGAGAAGUCAAAGAGUAAAACCAACUCCACACAGAGACCCAACAGUACCAACGGUAAAGACGGGUGGCCGACGCUGUCAGGACACAACAAACUGGCCAACGGGCUUUCAGAGGACCGCAAGUCUCCUCCGCUGCUAGACUAUCUAGACCAAGAAGUUAUGACUUCAGAUGGGCUAGAAACAGAUCUGGGUCCUGGUCAGCAUAGUGCAUUGUCCCCCUUCUCCUCCAACUGUGACAGCAACAGUCCCAGUGACAAACCUCCAGAGUCGAUCGGUAUGGUGAAUGGAGAGACUUUACAACAGAUGCCCACCAGUGACUCCCCUUCUCCUCCCCCUGGUUUAACCAAGCCCAGCCUCGUGGUGCCCAUCAGCGUGUCAGACCUCACAGCCCGUUCACCUUUCGAGGGGGCGGCCGCUGAGUCACAGUCGCUCUUUUCAGACAACAGUAACUUCAGACAUCCUAACCCUCUCCCUGCCGGCCUGCCCCCCUUCCCGAGCUCCCCCCGCGGCAAUUCUGACUGGCCCAUGACCCCUGAACCACAGAGCCUCUUCACAUCAGACACAAUACCAGUGUCUUCUUCCACAGACUGGCAGGCGGCCUUUGGUUUCGGCUCGUCCAGCAAACAGCAGGACGACGAUCUGGGCUUCGAUCCUUUCGACGUCACUCGCAAGGCCUUGGCGGACCUGAUAGAGAAGGAGCUGUCGGUGCAGGAUCAGAGCCCCUUUUCCCCGGGGCUCCUCUCCCACGGUGGGAGCAACCAUGGUCUCGGCCUGCCUCCUCUCAACCCUAACCCUGGUGCCUCUCACCACUUCCCCAGUGGCCUGCCACGCCUCCCCCAGCUCCACCACAGAGCCAUCUACAGCUCCUUCAGUUUCCCCGGCAGUCAGAACAGCCAGGCCAGUCAGCAGCAGCCAACCUCCAGACACCCCUGGAUGGGCGUCCCGACACGGAAUAACCUCACACACUUGAACCACUCAGCCAGUGCUGCCUCACACAGUAAUUUCCUGGACCUGAAUCUGCCCCCUCAGCACAACACAGGGCUAGGAGGGAUCCCCAUCUCAGAAAAUAGUGGCUCUAUAGACGGCUUAAAUGUGAAAGAGUGGCAGGACGGUCUAAGAGCUCUCCUGCCCAACAUCAAUAUAAAUUUCGGGGGCCUCCCAAACUCCUCUUCCUCGUCAUCCUCCUCAUCCUCCAACAGUGUUAACCACAUCGGUGGGCCGGUAGGGCCAGCGGGCAUCUCACACAGCCUGAGCUGGGACAGCACAGCCAGUUGGAUGGACCCUGCGAUCAUCACAGGUAGAAAUUGCAUCCCGGCCUCAGCAGGCAACAGUUUAGACUGUCUCCAGGACGACAACCCACCACACUGGCUCAAGUCUCUGCAGGCGCUCACAGAGAUGGACGGUCCGGCCAGCUCAGCGGUGCCCACUCCCCCCCAGCCCCUCCACAGCGGCCUCCUCGAUGCCCACCUCCCCCUCCACCACAGAGCCGCCGGCGGCUGGGCUCCCUACAUGCCCCCUACCACAGCCAACCCCGCCAGCCAGUUCCACUCCCCUCCCCCCGGCUUCCAGACCACUUUCAGACCCCCGGGACAGCCCGCCACAGAGCUGCUACAGAGUGCCGCUGUGGACCGCCACUGAACAGACUACAGCAGACACCCAUCCAUUCCCCCACUACCACUUUAUACCCACUCAUCCUGUACCCCGCUCCCCCCUCCCUCAAUGCAAUACACACCAAUCUGCAGAGUAUGAAAAAUGAUUAACAAAGUAACAAAAAUGCUUUCUUCUUUUUCUCUUCCUCCUUCCUUUUGUCUACUCUGAAGGCCUAUUUGUUUUUGUUUGUGGCACACAAGUUAUUGGUCCCCUUUACCUGCUGCCAUCACAUGGGAUUCAUUGUGUAGCUCACUGUUAACAAGAAACAGUAUGGCGCCGAGUGGUGACACAAGAGUUAACUCCACAAACUGACGAAGAAACAAAUUGGCUGAUGGGAGACCUUUUUUUAAAAAAGUAACUAAUGAUUAAGCAUGAACAACAUUUUGUGUUUUUGAAAGUUGAAGUCGCGAUAAGUUUUCGAGGAAUGAAGCAAGCUGUGAAUCUGCUCUUGAAGCUUUGCCCCAAAGACCCUCAUCCUCCCCACUUCAACAGGAGACAAGUUGUGAAUACGGCGAGGUGAGAGAGAAAAGGGGUUGGCACUUAGCUUUUCUUUUCUUUUUUGAGAGUGGGUUUUAAAAAAGAAAUGUUAAAAAAAAAAAGAAGCUGAGAUUUGGUUAUUAGAGAGUGAAUGCAGAUGGCACAAGGGAGUUGAGGGCACAGGCUAUGCAUGGGCUCCCUGUUAGGUAGGGGACACAGGUGGCCUGCUUGAGAGGCCACUUGGCCCACAUUCCCGUUAGAGGAGGGCUCCCACUGGCCCCGUCCUGCUGGAGGGAGAGAUUUUGCUGAACCUCUGUAUCAGAGGAUAGAGCACUACCUAACUGCGGGGCGCCAGGGCUUUGGGAGAUCUUGGCACACAUCCUGAGCACUAGGGUUAGACUCUUACUCACAGUGCCACUGUGUGGUACCUACAGUAGCUAGCCCUAACAUGGACAGCCACCAAGUAGUUACGACAAUGACCGGACGGAUGAGGAUUUGUCAAAAAUACUAAAGAGGGUUGCAACAGGGUUCACAGGUCCCUUUGUUCCACCCACGAGGGCUUAAACGAGGCCUUAACAUGGACAGAUGCGAGAAAGGAGUGAUGGGAGGAGGAGUCUAGCGUCAAUGAUUGCUGAAAAAUAUGCAAUAUUGUAUGUGAUUUCAGCCACUGUAUGUAAGGUGCUGCAAGACCAUACCACGUACUGUAGUAGGAUUUAAGGAGCUUUCAGCCUUUAGGAUUCGAGAUCGACCUCUCCGACCACCGCCUUUUUCUUUUUUUCUUUUUUGAAGUCUUAAUUCUAAACCAUAUUCGCUCUGUUUCUCUUCAUCCUCUUACCCCCCCUCCUCCUCCUCCUGCUCUUACUCUUACCUCCCCCCCCCCCCCCCCCCCCCCCCUCCUGCUGUUCCCUAUUUAACAGUAUUUCACAAAAAUGAACAAACUCAUCCAGGAGAAGCCAAGUCAUACAGUGGGUUUUAACAUGAUGUUGCGCGGGGGGGAAAAAAACGAAAACACAAUUGAGGCGCUUAAAAGGAAGUGAACUGUCCUCUGCAGGUCUGGAAAAAUGAACCUUAAAUAAAACUGAAAACUCAGA
Cyclopterus lumpus (lumpfish) is the source of this 4294-nucleotide messenger RNA. RefSeq names its product CCR4-NOT transcription complex, subunit 4a (gene cnot4a). The record is from RefSeq and is a predicted model, not a curated record. Gene Ontology annotation, molecular function: ubiquitin-protein transferase activity; metal ion binding; RNA binding. The coding region runs from base 303 to 2714 and encodes 803 amino acids. NCBI's taxonomy places the organism in Eukaryota, Metazoa, Chordata, Actinopteri, Perciformes, Cyclopteridae. Gene Ontology annotation, biological process: protein ubiquitination. The transcript is spliced from 13 exons. Gene Ontology annotation, cellular component: CCR4-NOT complex.